AUGCAAAGCCAGAUCUCUAUCAUUGCCAUCUUUGACGUUGCCGAUAUGGAUUUUCUUGAGAACUCUCAAAUUCCUUACAGAAGCCUCUUUGGGUGUGAUCAUGAAGACAUAGAUACAGCAACAUUCUGGCUUUCAAUUAUUUCCGAUUCCUUCCCGGAACCUGAACUAAACCUGUACGACGAAGAGCACGAAGGCAUCUUUCAAUUCCUAGCCUUGGACACUACAAAUGGCCCUUUUGUUUCUACCGCGACCGAGAUUACUUCUUUGGCCAAUCCUUGUGUGGACUCUGGGGAUCUCCAGGAUACUCCCGUUAGCGGCUCUCAAGCUCAAGACCUCAGCAUUUGGCCUGAAAACAACGAGCUUGAUAAAGGCAAAAAGCAGGUGGAGCCACGCUUGCAAACACUCGAAUCUACAGAGCAGGUGUCUCAGGGCCAGUUUACCUCCAGGAACAACGUGUGUGCCGACAAAGCGGUCGAGGGAUCCUCGGGCAAUAUUUCUGGAUUUCCCUUGACCGUGGCAAAUGCAGAGGAUGCGACAUCUGACAUUGACGAUGCAAUAAAUGCAGGAAGUUGUCAGAGGCGUUACUCUGUGACUUCACAGAAUCACAAAGCAAAACCCAACCACGACCGAAUGUCGGCCAUCAAUCCUCAUAUUCGAUCCUCCAAUUCUGAGCGCGACAAUUGCAUGAAGCUGGGGUCACUCAUUUCACUUGAGACUUCACAAAUAGUGUUGCGUGAAGCUUAUCCGUUAGCUUCGCGCAAGCGCAACGCGUCUCAGUCCAUUCGAAAUGGUGCCAAACGAAGAAAGGUUACGGUUGAGACCACUAAUGAUGUUAUCCGCCACUCGCAAAUAAUUCUUGAGCGCGACAGCGAAGUUUUUGUGAGAUUUACACAUGGUCUCGUCAUGCUUGCAGGCGUUGCGACGAAGGGUCCUGUUCCCAUUGUAUGGAACAGGCGGGGGCGAGUCUUCGAGGCCGAAACAGCAGAUGAUUUCUGGAAGUCUACAAAGCCUAGUGAUUUUAAAUGGGUUACCAUAACGCUUCAGGUUGGUGGUGACGGGUAUGCAGUCACUUUGAUUUACGAAGAUGACGGUGCGCUUUGGGUUGGAUGGGAUGCGGAGUCUGAGGUGACUAUCGCCCUUCCUGCUGAAAUAGUUGAACAAAUACUACUAAGACCUGGAAAAAGCACUUGCGUUGCUUGGAAGAAAUAUGUCCACACUACGCAAGUUGUAUAG
Messenger RNA from Truncatella angustata, 1233 nucleotides. RefSeq lists its product as uncharacterized. Lineage: Eukaryota; Fungi; Ascomycota; Sordariomycetes; Amphisphaeriales; Sporocadaceae. The transcript has a single exon. Bases 1 to 1233 code for a protein of 410 amino acids. The record is from RefSeq and is a predicted model, not a curated record.